Messenger RNA from Esox lucius (northern pike), 1883 nucleotides. It is a transcript of the gene prpf4, whose product is annotated as PRP4 pre-mRNA processing factor 4 homolog (yeast). Gene Ontology annotation, molecular function: U4 snRNA binding; U6 snRNA binding; protein binding. Gene Ontology annotation, biological process: mRNA splicing, via spliceosome. Lineage: Eukaryota; Metazoa; Chordata; Actinopteri; Esociformes; Esocidae. Gene Ontology annotation, cellular component: U4/U6 x U5 tri-snRNP complex. The record is from RefSeq and is a predicted model, not a curated record. Bases 20 to 1660 code for a protein of 546 amino acids. The transcript is spliced from 14 exons.
GCCCCGACCAUGUCACUCGAUGUUGCCACACCAACAACAUCUACAUCAUCUCUCUGUUUUUUUCGACUCUGAAAAAAGGGAAACGGACAGAGGUCAAUAUAAUUGUGUGAUACAGUGUGACCAGACACAGGAGCCAAAAAUGUCUGAUGAGGAUGAAGCUCCACUGGUGAAGAAAACCAGGAUCUUCUAUGGCAGUUUAGAGGAGAAGGAGAGGGAGAGGCUGGGGCGAGAGGCCUCUGGGUCAGGCAAAGAUUCGGUCAAAGCAGGCAUCGAGGCUGGGAACAUCAACAUUUCCAGUGGUGAGUCACUGGAGCUUGAGGAACGUGUGAGUGAGCGCCAGUCUGAGGUAUUGGCUGAAUUUGAGCGCAGAAAGAGAGCAAGACAGAUCACAGUAUCCACUGAUGCUGCGGAGGUCAAAGCUUGCUUACGGGCCCUAAGUGAGCCCAUCACACUGUUUGGGGAGGGGCCUGCAGAGAGACGAGAGCGGUUGAGGAAUAUCCUUUCCGUUGUGGGUCCAGAUGCCCUGAAGAAAUCUAAGAAGGACGAUGACAAAUCCAAACGUUCCCAAGAGGAGUGUCAGCAGACAUGGUACCAUGAGGGACCAUCCACUCUGAAAGAAGCUCGGCUCUGGUUGGCCAAAUACUCUCUGCCCAGGGCCAUGAAGAGGUUAGAAAUCACCAAAGCUAACAGAGAGAUCCCAGAAUCUACACGAACAGUGCGAACACAAGAACUUCACAAAACCCUUAGGAACCUUAAUAACUUCUGCAGUCAAAUCGGUGAUGACCGGCCUAUUUCAUUCUGCCAGUUUAGCCCGAACUCCAAAAUGUUGGUGACUGCAUCUUGGAGUGGCCUGUGCAAACUGUGGAAUGUUCCUGACUGCACCCUUGUCCGUACUCUUCGGGGCCACAACACCCACGUAGGGGCCAUCUGUUUUCAUCCUCAGGCCACCGUGACUCUGGAAGACUCUGAUGUCAACAUGGCCUCCUGUGCUGCGGACGGCUCUGUUAAACUCUGGAGUUUGGACAGUGAUGAGCCUGUGGCUGACAUCGAGGGUCACUCUAUGAGGGUUGCACGAGUUGCCUGGCACCCCUCUGGACGAUUCCUGGGCACCACCUGUUAUGAUAACUCAUGGAGGCUGUGGGACCUGGAGGCCCAGGAGGAGAUCCUACACCAGGAGGGUCACAGUAAAGGAGUACAUGACCUGCACUUCCACCCUGAUGGGUCUUUGGCCGGCACUGGUGGUCUGGAUUCAUUUGGCCGUGUUUGGGAUCUUCGUACCGGGCGCUGUGUGAUGUUCCUGGAGGGCCAUCUUAAAGAGAUCUACAGCAUUGCCUUCUCUCCCAACGGCUACCACGCAGCAACAGGCAGUGGGGACAACACCUGUAAGGUAUGGGAUCUGCGUCACAGGAAGUGCAUCUAUACCAUCCCCUCCCAUCAGAACCUGGUGUCCUCUGUCAAAUUCCAACCCAAUGAUGGUCACUUCCUCCUGACUGGGGCCUAUGACAACACAGCCAAGGUGUGGACCCAUCCGGGCUGGUCCCCACUAAAGACCCUGGCCGGUCACGAAGGCAAAGUGAUGGGAGUGGAUAUGUCUCCUGACGGACAGCUCAUUGCCACUUGCUCUUAUGACCGUACCUUCAAGCUCUGGAUGUCAGAGUGAUGAGGGGACAUACUACCACACAUAGAAAUAGGAUGUUUUGUUUUAAUACCACCUGUUCCGCCAUAUGAAUAUUAUUAAAUAGAAUAAAAACUCUAUUUCUAUGGUAAUACCUAAAUGUCAUCCCAUGCAAGUAGAAGACCGGUUAUCCUAGAGCUGCAGAGAUUUGUUUUGUCACAAUUAAUGCUUGAAUUGUUUCAGCAUCCUGAAUAUUCAGAAUUGGACA